UAAAAAUGCGUCAAAUUGCAAUUUCUGUAUUCCUUAUUUCUGUAACAUAUGGAUAUCCGUGGUUUCAAGGGAAAAUUCCAAAUGGUAACAAAGUCCCAGAUCCCUGUAAAGGAGGCUCGUACAUAUGGCUUGCUGUUGGACAUAAAAGUGAAGCAGGAAGCGGUCCCAGGAACAGUUUCGGACAGGACUUUUUCUAUGCUAAUUUCAAAUGGACUGUUAACCUUUGUGAAAUGGAUUCUGAUGGGGACGGUAAAACCAAUGGUGAAGAACUAGGAGAUCCAAAAUGUGAAUGGUACAUUGAAGCAAUAAACCCGGUGAUAUUUAAUGCCACUGGCCAUCCAGGAAUAUGCGAGCCUAUGGGUAGUCCUAAAUGCAGAGUAAAAAAUAUUGGGAUGUACUGUGACAGUGUUAAUGGUAAAGUUAUUGGCCGAUAA
Molecule: messenger RNA, 434 nt
Organism: Mytilus trossulus (common blue mussel)
Lineage: Eukaryota; Metazoa; Mollusca; Bivalvia; Mytilida; Mytilidae
Product: temptin-like
Exons: 3
Coding region: 6-434 (142 amino acids)
Source: RefSeq, a predicted model, not a curated record